CAUGCGCGCCGGGGGCGGUGGCCGGGCCGGCUCCGAGGUGCGCAUGGGAGGCGCGGGGGCGGCCGGCGUUGGCGGCGGCCCUUUGCUGCUGGAUCCCGUCGCCAACUCGAGCGAGCCGCACUGCGCCAACGUCUCCAGCGUCCACUACAGCCUCGACAUGCUGCUGGGCACCUGGUACGUGGUCGAGGUCAUCUCGCCGGUGUCUGUGGGCACGGUGUGCGACGGCUUCCAGCUGACCAAGCUGAACGUGAGCCGAGCCUGGGAGGACCUGGAGGCGGAGGCGGUCAUCAUGAGCCGCUUCGGGAGGCUGCCCGGAGGCCCCACCAUCUACUUCAACCGCACCAUGCUGGUGGGAGGCGGCGCGGGGGCGUCCAGCGACGGCCAGCACGAGGAGGCCAGGGGCCCCAUGCUGUACGACCAGCUGGCGGUGACCGACUACUCGCCGGGCGGCCGCUACCUCAGCAUCACGGCCUGCCACGAGGGACAGCACUGGACGUACGUGUACGGCCGCCAGCCCGCCCCCGCCGCCCCCGAGGAAAUUCGGGCGCUGCACGCGCGCCUCGCCGCCGCCGGGGUGUCCGUCUCCGCCUCUGGCACCAACACCACCACCACCACCACACCCACCGCCCCCACAGCCUCCACCACCUCCGUCGUAGACGACUCCGAGAACGACGCCUCCGGUUCCGGCAGGGGAGGGCAGGCGGCAGCGGCGGCCACGGAGACGCCGACGUCGACAGCACACGACCGGACGCCGCCUCCCUGGUGGCCCGGCCUCACGACGCCCACGCCGGCGCCGCUGCCCGUGUUCAACAUCACCGAGUGCGGGUGGUAGAUGUCCUGAAGACGUCGCUGUGGGCGAAACGUUCGUUGUGUGCCCAAUGUCCUCGAGAACUGUUGUACUUAACCAAAAUGGGUCUGAGUUGGAAGGCGGCCCAACUUUGAGCCGGUUUUAGCAUCUCCAUUCACAAAAGACUGGCAACCGAUGAAAUUUAUUAUGUUUUCCACCUUACACUGAGUAACACCGGAUGGUAAUAACUUCUUUCUUUAAGACUGAACAAGAUCGUGCUUCAGUUA
This is a messenger RNA of Schistocerca cancellata (South American locust), 1074 nucleotides long. RefSeq lists its product as uncharacterized. Bases 2 to 832 code for a protein of 276 amino acids. The record is from RefSeq and is a predicted model, not a curated record. The transcript is spliced from 3 exons. Lineage: Eukaryota; Metazoa; Arthropoda; Insecta; Orthoptera; Acrididae.